Mytilinidion resinicola is the source of this 414-nucleotide messenger RNA. RefSeq lists its product as uncharacterized. Lineage: Eukaryota; Fungi; Ascomycota; Dothideomycetes; Mytilinidiales; Mytilinidiaceae. The coding region runs from base 1 to 414 and encodes 137 amino acids. The transcript has 4 exons. The record is from RefSeq and is a predicted model, not a curated record.
AUGAUACCGAGCUCGGCCCGUGACAUUGGCGCCGUAGAGACUGAGGGUCUUGGUCAAUUCCUAAACCUCAGCUCUCUUUGCCUUUUGGCUUGGAUUAUGGGUAGUAUCUUCUUUAGAAACCGUUCCCUGGCCGCUAGGCUUGCCUAUGUCAGGGGACACAGUGUCGCUCGUAUUGCACUGCCUCGGGCUGAUGCGAACCUUUUUUUCAUUGAAUCUCUCAGCUUGUCUAGGACUUCGAAGAAGAGAUCUUCCUCUAGUUCAUCCAAAGCCAUCUUGUCGCGUCGUGUUGUUGUUGAUACUGGCUGGCGGGAUUCUCGCGACCUUUACUACCAUCACCACGACGACCUUCCACCGUCUGGCAGAGGCACUACAACACUUCGGGAUACCGCUGUCCCUCACCCGCGAGUCGCUUGA